UCAGACUCCAGUGCUGCUGCUCCAGACUGCUGAGAGUUUCUCAGGCGGUUGCUAUGGAGCCUGCCUGGCGACAGCAGGGCAGGGGGCGUGGCCGAGGCCAGGAGGGUGAAAGGUCACGACCCCCCCAGAAGGAGCGAGAGAGGCCGGGAGCUGCUGCGGGAGUGUGGGGGGCGGGUCGAGGAGGGAGGACCAAGUCUGCCUCUACACCUGAACCUCAUGGUGCUUCGGUCCAAUCAAAGUUUGAGGAGAUCAGAAAGUCCAACCAGGCUGCUGCUCAGCGAUUGGUGGAGAGCCGACUCAGCUCCUCCUCUGACGAUGAUGAUGAAGAAGAUGAUGAUGAUGGAGAGGUGAAGGUCGACCAUAAGGAUGGGAAGAGAGGGAAGAUCCUGGCGUCUACCUUCAACACCUACACCGACCAGACAGGUGGAGACUCCUCAGGUCUGGUGAGAACUGGUCAGUAUGUCAGUGACCUCUUCCAGUCCGGAGCUCUGACCUGUCUGAUCUGCAUCGCCUCGGUCAAGAGGACGCAGGCGGUGUGGAGCUGCUCCAGCUGUUUCUCUCUCUUCCACCUGCCCUGUAUUCAGAAAUGGGCAAAGGACUCGGCCUUCCUUGUGUCCUCCGUCACUGACGAGGACUUCGGUCAGAAACAGCAUCCCUGGCCCUGUCCAAAGUGUCGAGCAGAGUACCCGCCCAGCGCCACGCCCAACAGGUACAUGUGUUACUGUGGGAAGCUGCAGGACCCUCCUGCUGACCCCUGGUUGGCUCCUCACUCCUGCGGCUCCGUCUGUCAGAAGGAGCUCAAACCGUCCUGUGGACACACCUGUCUGCUGCUCUGUCACCCCGGUCCCUGUCCUCCGUGUCCAAAGAUGGUCCAGGUGUCCUGUAUGUGUGGCAAAGCUAAGCCCCUCCCCCGUCGCUGUAGCAACAAGGCCUGGUCGUGUCAGCAGAAGUGCAGCAAGUUGUUACCCUGCAAACAGCACCACUGUACCCAGCCCUGCCACACAGAGUGCUCUCCCUGUCCCAGGGUCAGUGUCCAGAGGUGUGUGUGUGGUAAAGAAGCAGCAGAGAGACCGUGUGCCAGCCCAAAGUGGAACUGUCAGCAAGUGUGUGGCUCUCCUCUCUCCUGUGGGAAUCACACCUGUGAGGUUAUGUGUCAUGAUGGAGUUUGUCCUCCGUGUCCCCGCUCCGUCAGCAGAACCUGUCCCUGCGGAAAGACCAAGUCCUCUCUGCCGUGUACAGAGGAAGUGUUUCCGUGUGGGGACACGUGUGACCGCCCUCUGUCCUGUGGUAAACACACCUGUUCCAUGAGGUGUCACAGAGGGAGCUGUGAGACCUGUAGACAGGAGGUGGAGAAGGAGUGCCGCUGUGCUAAGUACAGGAGGCUGAUGCCCUGUCAUAAAGAAUAUCUGUGUGACUCCAAGUGUCCAAAGACCAGAAGCUGCCAGAGACACCAGUGCAGGAGAAAGUGUUGCCCCGGUAACUGCCCUCCAUGUGACCAGAGCUGUGGGAGAACUCUAGGCUGCCGCAACCACAAGUGUCCCUCAGGCUGUCACCAAGGUAGCUGUUAUCCGUGUCCAGAGUCUGUGGAGGUCAGAUGUUCCUGUGGCUCCACCGUCCUGUCUGUCCCCUGUGGACGGGAGCGGAGCACCAGACCUCCUCGCUGUAAAGAGACCUGCGGGGUUCCUCCGUCCUGCCACCACCCCAGCAGGGAGCCCCACCGCUGCCACCCCGGGCCCUGCCCCCCCUGCAGACAGAGCUGCCUGCUGCAGCUGCGGCGCUGCUCACACACCUGUCCCCAGCCCUGCCACGACCGCGUCCUCGUCAAGUCCCAGCAGGUGCAGUUAGCAGGACCCUGGGAGCAGCCGUCUGAACCAGCGUUUGUGCAGAAAGCUCUGCCCUGUCCACCCUGUCAGGUCCCCAUACCGACGGCCUGUUUUGGAGAACACGAGGUCAGCCCCGUACCGUGUCAUCGCCAGGGUCGAUUCCCCUGUGGACGACCUUGUGGACGGCCUCUGACCUGUGGGAACCACGACUGCAGCAGGGAGUGUCAUGUGGUGAGCAGCGGCAAUGAGUGUGAGGUGUGUGAGGAGGGCUGCUGUAAGCCCCGCCCCCCCGGCUGCCCCCACCCCUGCCCCCGCCCCUGUCACCCCGGCGACUGUCCGACCUGCAGCCAGAUGAUCCGGCAGCGCUGCCACUGCAAGAUCAGCAUGCUCUAUGUGGAGUGCACGAAGUUGACCUCAGCCGACGAGCAGACUAAGGUGGAGCUAGGAUCCUGCAGCAACCAGUGUCCCAAAGAGCUGAGCUGUGGUCAUCGCUGUAAGCAGGUGUGUCAUCCAGGUGUGUGUGAGGAGAAAUGUCAGCAGAAGGUGAAGCUCAGAUGUCCCUGCAAGAGGAUCAAGAAGGAGUUCCCGUGCUCUCUGUCCGAUCAAUGUGUCGUCGAGUGUGACGGUGCCUGCAGAGACCAGCAGAGGAAAGUCAGCCAGGUGAAGGAGGCGGAGCAGAAAGCAGCUCAGGAGGAGGAGCAGAAGAAACUUCAGGAGGAGCUGGAGGCGUUCGAGAAGCGUCAGCAGCGAGGAGGUCGGAGGAAUAAGAAGAGGGGGAGGAGGGAGGAGGUGGACGAGGGGGGGAGGGGGGCGAGGUGGUGGAAAAGGUGCGCCGCCGCCGUCCUCGUCCCGCUGGGCGGAGCUCUGCUGGCCGCCGCCGCCUACUACCUCCUGGCCACGCCCCCUGACCACGCCCCCUGACCACGCCCCCUGACCACAGCAGACCACCUGUCUGUUCUGUUUUACUUCUAUUAAAUCUUUGUCGUAGUUUUGAUUUAGGGGGAUUAGAAAUGAACAAAGUGGUUCCUGAGUUUCGAUAAAGAGCCGACAAACAGAAAACUACUUUAAUUUGAAUAAUUCAUCAAACUAGAGCUGAGUUUUCAAAACAUCAGAUUCAGCUCGAGUCUGAACAAGUUUUUAAUUGGUAUUAUUAAAAAGUUCAUCCUCAGUAAUUUAGUCACAACUUGCAGAAAUCUGUUGAUGUUGUUUAAGUUUCUGUUUGUUGACGUUCUGAUGUUUCAUUGUGGAAACCAUCAGAAAAUAAAUAUUUUAUUUUGCUCAUGAAAUGUUUGAAAAAAAGGUUUUGAUGUUCGGUAAAGUUUUUUUUCUUUUUGUUUUUUUUCCUCAAGUAUUUGAACAAUAAAAUGUAUAAACGAUCCGUGUGUCCUCCAACUGAA
This is a messenger RNA of Centropristis striata (black sea bass), 3220 nucleotides long. RefSeq names its product nuclear transcription factor, X-box binding-like 1 (gene nfxl1). The transcript is spliced from 25 exons. Gene Ontology annotation, cellular component: nucleus. Lineage: Eukaryota; Metazoa; Chordata; Actinopteri; Perciformes; Serranidae. The coding region runs from base 54 to 2744 and encodes 896 amino acids. Gene Ontology annotation, molecular function: RNA polymerase II transcription regulatory region sequence-specific DNA binding; DNA-binding transcription factor activity, RNA polymerase II-specific; zinc ion binding. The record is from RefSeq and is a predicted model, not a curated record. Gene Ontology annotation, biological process: regulation of DNA-templated transcription.